This is a messenger RNA of Linum tenue, 2682 nucleotides long. The record is from the annotation of a GenBank genome assembly. Lineage: Eukaryota; Viridiplantae; Streptophyta; Magnoliopsida; Malpighiales; Linaceae.
GGUUUUUUAAUUUUAGACUCUGGCCCGAUGAGUUCUAGACAAACAUUGGGUCAAAGUGAGAACAUGAGUUUGAGUGGAAGGGAGACAGUCAUGGGAAGCUGUACAAGUUGCAGGUGCAAGAGGCUAGGACUUCAGGUGACUCCAUUUUUACUCAAGGGGGUGAUGUCAUUAUUCAGUAGGUUUGUUUUUAAUAGUUACUAGGUUAAGCAUCCCAAUGCUCGGGAAUGCGACUGAGAGGAGUGAACUGGCAUUCUCUGGCUAUGGCCUACAAAUUUGUGGGUUUGUGAAUCUGAGUAUCCUUUGCAUAAAUAAUAUAGGAAUGGCAUCGACGACACCGGCAUUGGCGGUCCGUUCAUUGGUCUAUAGAAUCGGCUUCGAGAACACAGUACUUAUUUCUGAAGAAAUCCAUAGAAGCCGUGUACCAUUCAGUAAUCAGAUGAAUACCCAACGAAUGGUUGAACAGAAGCCUCCCCAGUAAUCAAAGUUCGCCUGCUCCACGCUUGGAGUUCAACAAAUCCAUCAUUCCCUCGGAAGGUGUUCGAUUAUGGAACGCUGUGGACAGAUGAAACUGGGAUGCUCAUACAUGGCCUUUCAAGCAGUGAUCACGCUGAUGAAUUGGAAUCUAAACUGUCCAUUGGGUCCGUGUACAAAAUAAAGGAUUUUUUUGUUCGGGAAGCUAAAGCUAACUAUCAACCAUGCCAAAACAAGUUUUGCAUCGCUAUCAGCUUGAAAACUGAAUUUGAAGAGGUUACUUCUUUGAAUCCAGACUUCUGUCAAGAUAGCUAUGAGUUCUGUGCGUUUGAAAGAUUGAAAGAACGACUGAAAUCUAAUGUGUUGUUAUCAGAUGUUAUUGGUUGGCUUAGCUCAAUUGGUAAAAUUGAUAAUGUGAAUACAAAGAAUGGUCCAACCAUUAUACAAAGAUUAGUACUGAAAAAUGAGAGGGGCGUCGUUUUACCUAUUACAUUGUGGGGAGACUUUGCUUCUCAGCUGAACGCUGAUGAAUUGGUCGAGACUGCCAAGACUUCACCUGUAAUAGUUGCUUUACGCGGUCUUUUGAUUGAACCGUUCAAAGGUGUUACAGCUUCAACAUCUUCUGCUGCGUUCAUAACUUUGAACCCUCAAUCUAUAGAUGUCACUGACUUGAUACAAGCGGCUUCCAAUGAGCUUGGAAUUGUUGAUUUGCUGCCCGUUAAAUUUGAAACACCUGAAAAAGCUGCUGAACAUGAAAGAGAAUUACAAAAAACUCUCGGAGAACUUAUAACCCUUCGCAGUGUGGGUGCUUCACCGAAUGGAAGGUAUAAAUGUCAAGCAACAGUAGCUGCCAUAGACGGAGAGAAGGAUUGGACAUAUCUUGGUUGCUCAAAAUGUUAUAAAGCCGUCAGCACAUGUGGUCAAAACUAUUGGUGUGAAAAGGACCAGCUAUUAUCGCCAUUGGAAGCAAAGCAAUGCUACCGCAUUCGAAUGAUUGUUCAACAAGGUGGUGACGAAGCUAUCUUCCUCCUCAUAGGAAAAACAGCAGAAGAUUACAUACCCCAUCGUGCUUCUGAAUUGUUGAAAACACUCACAAAUGCAGAUGGAAAUUUGCCAACUGCAGUUGAAGCAUUCUGUGGGCAAACGUUAAAUUUUGCCAUUCGGCUGCCUAAACAGAGGUUCAAUGGCAAUGAUGGUGACUUCAUAAUAAGUAGUAUCUCUGGACUGAUUAAUGAAACAACCAAGACACCUAAAAGGGCACUUUUCCAAUUGAAGGAUGAGAAUACCUCUGCUACUGAUGAAAAUGUGACGAUCCAUCAACAGGAAGAACGUAAAGCAAUUCAGGAUAAAUCAUCUGCAAUGACCGCAUCACCAACUUCUUCCACCGACGACUUGACUUCGAUUGAAAAACUAACAAAGAAAAAACAACAGUGCAAGAAAGUUGUCAGCUCUAUACCUUGCAACAACAUGAGGAAACAAACCCCUCAGAAUGACAAAGUCAUCACAAUGGAAUCACCAAAUCAUACAGCGAAUGAAAAUUCUUUGUCGGAAAAGGAAAAACAGAAGAGCCCCAACUCUGCUGAUAAUUGUUUCAAAACUGCCAAAAGGAUACAAUCACCAGCUUCAUCCGACGAUGGCUUGCCUCUGAGUGAAAUACUAACCAGGAAUAAAAACUCAGCUAAGAAGACAACUGCCAAACGGAAGCAUGAAGCUGACCAAGUCAUCGAAGUUGACUCGACAAAGAUAAAACGUACAAAUUCCAAGCCAACUUCACAAUCCGCAACUUCUGUUCCACCCCCACUAAGUUCAGAGGUGAUUGACCUUGAGAAGAAUUCUACUAAGAUCCAAUCCCAUAGCACUGUCACUUCAGCUUCCAACAUUCACGCACCAUUGGCAAAAAUAAAAAAAGGAAAAACUUGAUGCCCUGCCUAAAUCCAACCCAAAGGAGAAGGAUUCUCGAGCAACAGCUGCUUCUCAAGCCAUUGGGAAAAGGACACGAAGGCCUUCAACCAAAUUGACGAGUUAGGAAUAACUCAGCAUUUAUCAGAACUUUUAGAAGAAUCUUUUGUUGCUCUUUUUCCUUAAACAAUUUCUAUUUCAAUUUUUACUUUAGAUUACUCUCUUUUUACCAUUCGGAGCUGUUGGAAUGUAAUAGUGGAUUCAGAUUAAACUAUCUAUAGAACUGAGACAUCGGAUAUAUUUAAUCUAGCC